Messenger RNA from Sinocyclocheilus anshuiensis, 2839 nucleotides. Its product is annotated as ADP-ribosylation factor-like protein 8A. Gene Ontology annotation, cellular component: lysosomal membrane. Lineage: Eukaryota; Metazoa; Chordata; Actinopteri; Cypriniformes; Cyprinidae. The transcript has 6 exons. Bases 1 to 480 code for a protein of 159 amino acids. Gene Ontology annotation, molecular function: GTP binding; GTPase activity. The record is from RefSeq and is a predicted model, not a curated record. Gene Ontology annotation, biological process: anterograde axonal transport; protein transport.
AUGAUCGCGCUAUUCAACAAGCUGCUGGACUGGUUCAAGGCGCUCUUCUGGAAGGAGGAGAUGGAGCUGACGCUGGUCGGCCUGCAGUACUCGGGAAAAACCACCUUCGUCAACGUGAUCGCGCUGUGGGACAUCGGCGGUCAGCCGCGCUUCAGGAGCAUGUGGGAGCGAUACUGUCGUGGCGUCAGCACUAUCGUGUACAUGGUUGAUGCGGCGGAUCCAGAGAAGAUCGAGGCGUCGAAGAACGAACUGCACAACUUAUUAGACAAACCGCAGCUGCAGGGAAUCCCAGUUCUGGUUUUGGGCAAUAAGCGAGAUCUUCCCGGAGCUCUGGAUGAGAAGGAGCUCAUCGAGAGAAUGAACCUGUCGGCCAUCCAGGACCGAGAGAUCUGCUGUUACUCCAUCUCCUGUAAGGAGAAGGACAACAUCGACAUCACACUACAGUGGCUGAUCCAGCACUCGCGGACCAGGCGGAGCUGAGGAGGCGGAGCCAGCGUCUGAUUGGAGGAACCGCAUCAUGUGAUCAACUGUAUUUUAGGCGCUCUUGAUUUCGUUCUAAACAAACAGGCAUCCGCCCCUCUCUGUGCUUAUAAACUAAUCCACAUCAUUUACAUCGUUUGAACGUUGAUUUUUACUCUUACGUGAAUGUGCUUUAUUACGGUUUGUCAUGAAGUCACAUGACACGUUUCGCUCGCGCGCAUCGUUCUGCGUGUUUGCUAGGAGAUGGGAUCAAACCUAGACUCGACACCCACAGCAUCUGUCAGAACUAGCGCUCUCUGGUCACAUGCUUCGGGGCGUUCGCGCCGCCAUCUUGUUUUAACGUUUUUCCAAGAUUGUGCGAACAUUCCACAUGCUCUUUGAUCGUUCCCUGGGAGAUUCCGUUGAUUUACACUGUUGCUUUGCGUUUAGCAAGAUGUUAAAUCAUACUAUCAUUAGCUUGUUAGCGUGACUCGGUGCUGGCGUUGUUUCUACAAACAUGACAUCAUCCCGAAGGCAUCAAGGUCACAUGGUUUGCGUUAAUAUUGUAGCAUUACGAAAUCUUUUCAUCUGAAAGCACAUGAAUCAUUCUGAAGAGUUUAACGUGUCCAAAUUAAGGUUUUAUACGUUUCUUUCGAGUCGCUGUAACUACAGCGUUGUAUCGUUGACGUGGGUGGGUUGUCAUGGCAACCACGUUGUUUUUUUUUUUUUUAGGAACGUCAGUCUGCGAGCACGUGCAGAGCAACAUCAGUGUUUUAUUUGAUCUCUGUCGGACCCGCAGAUCGUUGCGCUAAUAAAAACAGCGGAGAUGCGGCAAAUGUUGCGCGAAUCUCCUGCUGAAGUCCAGUGUUGUUUCCGAACGCUGUUCCUAUUGGGGAGAGACGAAGAUCUUGUGAUUUUUCUCGCUUUGAUUAUUUCAUUUACAGCCUGUUUCGUUUUUGUCGCACGUGUGGACGUUUUUGGCUUAAAUCAUAACGGCUUAUAAACGCGUCAGUAGAUUAUACAUAUGUAAAUUGACAUAUUUUGGUUGUUUUUGGCAUGUUUUUACUCAUGUUUUUUCACAGUGUUUUUUUCGACUGGAUUAUGUAAAUAGCAACUUAAACCAAAUGAGAUCUCCGUCCUGAGCAUUACGGUGUUUGUCUUAUUGUGAUUAGCAUCCUAUGAUAAUAAUAACGAUAAUAAUAACAAAGAAGACCCCACUCAUAUCACAGCAAUCUGAACAAACAGAUUGUGUGUGUGUGUGUGUGUGUGUGUGUGUGUGUGUGUGUGUGUGUGUGAGAGAGAGAGAGUGUGUGAGCGAUGGUGUUUGUGCACGGAUGCCGUCAUGUAGACUAGAGUAAUAUUUACUUUAUAAAUGCCGAAGGUUUGUUCUGUAGAUUUUUCACAAUUGCUAAUCACUUUAUAUUCAUCUUCACUAAUGUUUGAUUGUCAUUAGUUCAUCGUCUACACAAGAGUGAACAACGCAAUGCGACAAAAUGGCGGUAAUCAACACUGCUGCACUGGUUACGAAGUCAUGUUACAAAGUCGACUUUGAUGUUACGAAGUCCGUGUUACGACAUUGGUUACAAUAAUCACCAUAGUUACAAAAGGUAUUUUUACUACAAUUCGACUGUUAUCAAAAAGUGCUGCAAUCAGCUUUGUUGACAAUAGCAGUCGUUACGAAGCCAACUUUUAGUUCUGUACCACUUGCGACAGUAUUAGUAUAAUGAAGCCGACGUAACAAAGUUGAUUUUGACAGUAAUUUGCGAUGUCAAACUAUGAAGUUACAUUCAUACUUUAGGUUCGUAAAUGGCAUUGUCAAAAUCAACUUCAUAACAGUCAUUUACGAAGUCAACCUAAUGAAGUCGACUUUGUUGAUUAUACCCAAGUCUUUUUCGAAGUCAACCUAGUUGCGCACAAGUUGCGUAACAUCAAGUUCGUAAAUGACUUCGUUGAAGUUGAUUUGCAAAAGUCAAGCUAACCAAGUCAACUUCGUUGAUUUUAUUGACAUCUUUUACGAAGUUAUACUAAUGAAGUCGUUUUCAUAAUUCACUUGGAUAGCUAAGAGGAUUCAAACUGUUACGUGACUUUGUUAGGUUCGUAAAUUACUUUGUCAAAGUCGACUUUGUAAAAGUCACUUAUGAAGUCAUCCUCAACUUCGUUAAUGAAGUGUGCAGUGUGUCAUCUUCUGUUUGUGUGUUGAUUCAAUUAUUUUUUUAUGUCUAAUUACAUGUGGCCAUAAUGUUUCUUUUUUAUAUUUGAGUUGUUUGUAGCAGUGCCGCUCUUUUAUUUGCUGGGGAAUCAUGCGAUUUCACCCCUGCAUGACUCAUUAUGGGAUGGAGCUGGUUGCCGUAGUUACUGUAUAAUCAACGUGUGAUUGGAC